UUUGCAGAGAUCCAGGAAACCAGGCUCGAGGAAUUCAAUGCGGCUCGGUCGCAGUUUAAUGUAUGAACCCUGGAUUAUGCUGUUCCAGUUUGAGAUCACUUCCAGUGCAGGGAGCAUCUCAGUCACUCGGAGCCAGCUUCGUCUCUGUGGACUGACAUCUGUCAGCGGCAGACCGCGUGGCAGUGAGAUGCAGCUGCGGCCGGUUCCCAGUGAGAUCUAGGUGUGGUCGAAGCUCACGCCUGGAGCCUGGUGGUGAUACAGGGUCAGCGAGUGAGUUGGUAACCCCUCUUCGAGUGUGCGAUGUGCGGACCCGUUCACCCCCUGUGUCUGCUGCUCUGGAUCGCAGCGACAUUUGUAUCCACGACGCAAGGUAAAGUCGUAGCCACUGCCAACGUGAUCGCAGAGGUAGGUCACCCCCUCACGCUCGGGUGCAACAUCACCAUGGCGAGGGGCGAGACCAUCCACCAAGUGCGCUGGGUCAACAAGCACAACACGCCCGUCCUGGCGUACAGGCAAACCGAGCCGGUGAAAAUCAGCCACAAAGACAAUAACGUGCAGCUCGCGGCCUCCCACAACGACGCCAGCUACGUCACUUUCAACAGGGUGCGGGCGGAGGAUGAGGGCUGCUACCACUGCUACUUCGACGUGUACCCCACGGGCGCGCAAGAGGCCGUGACGUGCAUCAGCGUUACCAGUAAGGUGCACCUGGACGGAAACAAGACGGCCAUAAGCGGGAAGCAGGCCACCCUGUCCUGCUGGUACGGCCUUCCCGAGCGGGUUCGCCAGGUGCUGUGGAGGAAGACGGCCGAGCAGGGCGACACCGUCACCGUGGCGUCCUACACCAAACACGGCCACCAAAGGACAGAGGAGCAGUUCAAGGGCCGGGUCAGCCUGAGCCGAGCCGUGGGGGACACCCAGCUCACCAUCCGUCCGGUCCAAACGGAGGACGAGGCCUGCUACACCUGCGAGUUCCACACGUACCCGGACGGCACCAAGAGAGCGACGGCCUGCCUCACCGUUUAUGUGUUGCCCAAACCGGAGGUGAGCCAUGUGACCACGUCCCCGGGUGUCACAGAGGCCAACUGCACCGCCCAGUCCCGGCCGGCGGCGGAGAUCACGUGGGACGCCGGCGACGACAACCGAACGCUCGGGCCGCCCGUUACGUCCACGUACGUUCAGGGCGACGGCACGACGACCGUGACGAGCACGCUGCUCUUCCAGUCGGGGCUGCUCGCCGACAUGUCUGUCAAGUGCAUCGUGCACCACCAGGGUUUGGAGAAACCCAUGACAGUGUCCCUCAACACAAACGUGCCUCCAGCCAUGGUCAUCCUCCUCUCGGUGUGCGGCGUGGCGGCGGUCCUCCUCCUGUGUCUGUGCGUGUGUCUCUGCAAGUGUUUCAUCUGUACCGACGACUGAUUUGGAGUUUGGCGCCACCGCUACUUUGAUGAAGGUCCAGCGGAGCUCCGGGUCUGACCUAGCUGCUCAGCACCGUGCCCUGCAGCUCACUGUGCAGAGGGAGGGGAAGGGAAGGGAACAGGGCUGAGCCGCCAACACUGCUGGUUCUGCUCCCGAGAGCUAGUCCAGACACGGAUAUACUACGAAGUAAACAGAACUAAAACACAUUAUUUAAUGCUAGAUAGAUAGCACAUUUGGGAUAGAACAGUGACUUUGAUUGUUUGUGACGUUUCUUCUGAUGAGAAAAGAGUUUCGGAAAAAAACAAGGCUUUCAACCUUAAGUUGUGUAUAUGAGUAAGGUUGGACCUCAUGCAAUAAGUUAUAUUUUAGGUAGAUAAGCUGGAGAAAGUUUUCAAUUGAGCUUAAUCAAAACUGCUAGCUUUUCAUUUUAAAAUCUGCCCAAGCCAUGAAACUUUUCAAAUCUCAGAUCAUUCAUAACUAAACUACCAACAAUUGAAAGUGGAGUUGAUCGCGUACGCUUUGUUGCAGUUUAAUGAGGUAUAAUGCUCAGAUUUAACCAGACCUGGAAACAACCUCGCAGCUGUGACGAGAUUUUAACUGAAACACAAACAUAGAACUGAAAUAACCCAAACAGCUCUGGCCUCGGGUGAAAAUUUAGUCUUCCUACUGAGGCUAUACAAUUUCAAGGCCGUUUAAGGUGGCUGAAGAAGAAUUUAGGAUUGCUGUGGGAUGCCAACAUGGCCGUACGUGGGCUGUUACGUCACCUGAGAGCUCUUUUAUUUGUGGUGGUCAGAUAAAGGAGCAGCUGGAUUAAAAGGGUUGUCAUUUUGAAGUUACGGGAAAGCCAAAAGGAGCGCAGGGACUGAACUUAAGAUCUGACGUUUUGGUGAACCAGCCCAGUGUGAGUCAUGCUGGAAGGAUGGUUUGAGUGGGAAUGGUUUGUUAUGUAUAGCUCGAAUGUGCGGGACAGAGAAGGGCGGUCGACCUGUAACCGCGGUGUGAACGCCAUACCCGACGGCUCCGUGGCAAGAUGUGAACCACUGCCUUCAUGUUUGCACUGGAUGUGAGACAGACUGAAGACGUUUGCAUUUCUUUCUUAAUGGUUGUCAUGUUUACAUGUGUCUCCAUUGUUGUACAGAGGUGAACUGUAGGGAGCGUCAGUGUUAUUAUCUUUUUAUUAGGGAGAACGUUAACAUAAUCCUACAAAGGCUGUGUACAGUGUUAUUAAUUCUGCAAAAAGAUUAUAUAUUUUAACAUCUAAUUUUAUAGUAUCUGUAUAUAGCCCAUGAAGACGGUUUAAAUAUUAAUAAAUGCCAUCACUGAAGGUAAAUCAGCUAACCUCCUCUUUUAUUUUUACUUGAGUUUAUUGUUAGUCAUUUUGAACUAUAUUCACUUUUUUUUUCUAUUUGUAAAGAUCAUGAAUUGUUUGAGUUAGAGGCAAAUCAGCGCUGCACUAAGACAUAAAAAACUUUAUCUGCCGUUGUAAGAAUAUCUGAAUAAACUGAAAUAAAUCCUUUAAAUUUG
Mugil cephalus (flathead mullet) is the source of this 2940-nucleotide messenger RNA. Its product is annotated as OX-2 membrane glycoprotein-like. Bases 301 to 1416 code for a protein of 371 amino acids. The record is from RefSeq and is a predicted model, not a curated record. The transcript is spliced from 7 exons. Lineage: Eukaryota; Metazoa; Chordata; Actinopteri; Mugiliformes; Mugilidae. Gene Ontology annotation, molecular function: cell-cell adhesion mediator activity.